AUGCUGCUGGGAGUGGCAUUUCUUCAAGAAAGAACAAAACAUGAUGUUGGUUUAAAAAGAAAAAAGAGACUGACUACCAUUACUUCUCCACUUUGGAAUCUAGCAGAUAAUGUCGUAUUUGAAAAUGGACGAGUUAAUUUGUGUUUCUGGGGAAAAAGAAUUUCCCACAAGUGUUACUGCAUAUUUAGUCCUACUUUUAACUAGGAGAGUGGCCUUUAAAAGUAGGCAGGAACUUGAGGUUUUUCCUCACUCUCUCCUCCUGUCCAAGUCUGUCACCUACUGAUAUGACUGUUAAAGGAAGCUAACUGAAAAUGGGAAAUUGCACACACAGGUCUGUGACAGCAAAAAGAAAUCAAAAAAACAACCCUUCAAUAGAAGGAAUGCUGAGUUUCUAAACACAAACAAGUAGUUCUUGCAAUACCAUUCAUUCAUACAUGAAGUAUGCAGAAUUAGGUGAGGGCACUCUUUAGUAUAGCUUCUGCACGCUGUAUUUAUCCCUCUCUUGCUCUGUUGUGGGAGAGAAGAUGUGCAUGUAUGCACACUCAGUUCCUUGUUGCUGUGCAGUGAUGUCUGUGUAUGAAAAAGCACUUUGAAAGAGGAUCUGCAAAGUUAAAUUGGGUAUGGAACGAAGGCUAGGAGGAAGAGGACAAAAUAUGCUAGAAUAUGGUAUAAUUCCCAGAAAAUUUAAAGGCUUUACCUGUACACUUGCAUAGUUAUUACUUGUCUUUCUGAUACACAUAACUAAUUAGGGAAAUUAAGCUAGGUUAGGCUUGCCAGUGAACAGAAUGAUUAGGGGAGAGUUUAGAACUAAAACUGUAGCUCAGAUCUGUUAGCACCACUAAUGUCACCAUCAGUGUUUAUGUUGCUAUUGUUAAAAUAAGCUGCUUGAAUUCCUUCAAUACCUAAUAGCUGAGUUUGGGGAGUUUUAUUAGUUACGUUGUAGAAAAACAGUUGUUUUGGGUUAGAUUCAUUUUGGUUAGCAGAGGAGUCCUUCAUCCAAAGUCAACAAAGGGUUUUCAGUAACGGGCUCUGCAUGGAGUCAUGGAUAUUGGCAAGCAUCAGGAAUCCAGCUCUUGCUGCAGUUAAGAUAUUUGAGAAACUAAUUGCCAGCCUUGCUUAAUACUUGGUGUAAAAUGGUGGUGUCCUGUUCUGUCAGUACAGUGUGGCAGCAAAACACUCCUUGAUGUGACAUUUGCAGAGCUCAGUUUAAAUGUGAAGUAAGUCAUAGGGUGUGUUGGUACAUUAGAAUGGAUGCUAUUUCAGGUGUCAUUUUCUUAGUGAGUUUCUUCUAAACAAAGCAGAUGAUUAUGGGAAGUUGCCCACUCAAUAGUAAUUCAGACCUUUGCUUGUAGGAAGAAAAAAAAAAGAUUUUGACCUACUAAAUGAACUAUGAGACUAGUAAUAAAAAUCAAUCCUGGGUUCUGAUCUGCCUGCUUUUAAUUCAGCUGUUUUCCAUUACCAGUAAGGCACAGUACUGAUACCACAUCUGUGAGUGUACUGGUUCCAGUUAGAGGGGGGUCUGAAAACGUGCCCAUGGUGAUCAGGGAAUAAAGAGGAAAUAUGGGAAGAACUUCAGGGUAACAUCUGAGGGCUUUAAAGUGAAUCUCUUAGGGGAAAAAAGUGAGAAAGGGAGAGUCACAGCAGAAAAUGGAUAGGAAAAAAAAUGGUGCAGUUGCGUGAGUACCACCAUGCCCAUUUCCUUGGGAAACAUAUGAAAAAUGACAUCAUUGAUUCUAAAAGAUCCCUCCCUUUUUUUUUCUCUAACGUUGAACUUCCUAUUAAGUAAACUUUAAACUUGAUCUUUAAUUACUUUUCUGAUAGCUUACCAGGGCAAGAGAAGAAGGUAUGUGUUGUGCUUUGGCAUUUGAACAGCUCUGGCUCUGCUGUACUGGAAUGUAUGCUUAGUUGCAUAGGGCUGUCAGAACAGUGACAAAUGAAAAUGAGGAAAGUGCCUGGCUCCUGCUUCUUACAGCAUAGAGCCACAGAUACAUUUCAAAAAGCAGCCAGACCUUUUGUCGUGUACUUAGGUCAGAUCUGUAGCCAUACAUGCUCAAGUGUAAGUACAGAAUAAAACAUUGCAAAAUAGCAGGAUUUGUCUCAUCAAACAGUUCAUCAUUCUGCUGAAAAUAAUAACGAAAUGUGAUUAUAUCUGCCUGGCAGUUUCUAGCUGCUGUUGCUUGGGGUUCUGUGUGCCCUGUGUUGUGCCCGAGACUCAAGUUAGUGUUUCUGAAGGGAUACGUCACGUCAGAAGCCGGUGCUGGGCUCCAUGGGAGCUUUCGUGUGCAUUUGACUGUUGAAGGGACCUCUGUUUCCUUUAGAUUUGUGUUGCUACAAUUUUCUAAUAGUAAUAGCUAUUGCUUCUAGGCCAGUAUCUGCAUGAACUUUGAGGCAAUGUGGAUUUUCUGUGCAGAUGCUUGACAUCUGUCAGACAGCCCGUGUAAGGUCAGAAAAAUUAUUGCUACAGCAAUGGUGACCAUUUGCCUCAUGCUGCAGAAUAGCUGCACAGGAAUCCAUUUCAGCAAGAGGAGUGUGUUUCUAAGCGGUCACUAGGAAGUGAGAUUUUUUUUAUGUUCCUUCCUGAGUCUAACUUGUAGACGUAUUUCAUUAGGAAGAUCAUUAAGGAGGAUCUUUGAGAAGGGAAACUGCUACUUAAAGACAUAUGUUCAGAAAGGACAGGUAGUUUAGGCAGCAGAAUUUGUCUAUUGUUCUACCAACAAUUAAGCACUUCUGUAGCAGUGGAGUCAUAUGAAGUGACUGAAUCAAACAGGAGGUCAGAACACUUUUUGUAUUUAAAACCUUGCAAUCUUUUGUUAGCUUGGAAGAGCAAAACUUUUAAUAUUCUUGAGAGAUGGCUUUAGAAACAUGUGGAAGCUGUUUGAGCUGUCUGCUGGUCCCUCUUGGGCUUUGGAGCAUUGUUGUUAAUGUCCUUUUAUACUUCCCUAAUGGGAAUGCUUCGUAUGUUGCUAGUUACCAGCAUCCCAACUACGUGUGGUAUUUUGAAGGCAUCUGUUUCUCAGGUGUGAUGAUUCUUCUGUUGGCAAUAAUUCUCAUAGCACUGGAGUGUAAUGCAUUCUAUCGGUGCUGCCAAAGUGAGAGCUGUAACAAAACCUACAGAAGUUUUAUUUCAAUUGUGCUAGCCAUGCUUGGAGUUGCUUUCUCUGGAUACAGUUGCAUCAUUUUUACCUUGGGAUUGAUCCAAGGCCCUUUCUGCAAUUCAUCCAGCGGAUGGGAUUACAUCUUCAAAGAUACUGCUGGAGGAUACCUCACAGAUUACUCUGCUUGGUCUCAGUGUGCUGAACCUGCUAAUGCUGUGGAAUGGACCAUCAUUUUACUCUCCCUUCUGAUGACUCUUAGUGGACUGCAGUUGAUCAUCUGUUUUCUUAAAGUGGCUGCUGAGCUGAAACGUACGCUGUGUGGGACCUAUUCUGUUUUUAUUCAGGUAACAAAAGACCUGAGGUAAUUCCUUCAGCAUCUUAAAGGUCAGUUUAGCUUCAGCAGUUUCUUCAGUAGAUGACCUUUCCUCUUGGUUUAUGCAUUCUCUUUGCUACUGCAUAUUUAGCAGAAGAUAUGUGCUGAUAGUAAAUCUGCUGCAUCCUAGCCAUCGGCCAUUCAAGGAUGGCUGACUGCUCUCUCUAGCCUUUAGCGCUAUGAUUGAUGAAAAAACGAGGCUGAGAAUUUUACUCCCAUGUGAGCAAAAGCUUCUGUGCAGCCUUCUCCUAUCAUUCGUGUGCAUGAAGAGUUUAGGUUAGGAGAUGAAUGUUUAAGUCAAGCAAGAUAUAUAUUAGCUUGAGCUGAAAGAAAAAGAAAAUAACCAACAGGCCUUACGCUUCCUUCCUUUUCAUUUGCAGGCUGGGAUUCUCUGAAAAUGGCAAAAUGCUGAACCACUGUUUUCCUAAAGAAAAACUGUUUUCUUACCUGUCUAGUUGUCUCUGGCAGUGAUGUUUUUUUAACCCUCCAGCUUGUUCUGACAGUAGGGAGGUUUGAAUACUGCGGAACUCCUUUUGUAGUAAAACCAUCUUCUUGGGAUAUACUGCUGUAUUUAUAGUACCCUCUUUUUAUGUAGAAAAUGAGAGUAUUUGUUCUGAAAGGGCCUGAUUCAAACCCUAGCAUGUCAAGAGAAAUUCUCCCUUGAGAAUUAGUUUGCUGGACAAAACCAUGGUUUCUACAUGACUGAAUUUUAGUUAUAGACAGACCAUGACGGUCAUGACUGGCAGAAGCUCAUGGUGCAUUUUCUGUCCUAGAAGCUUAUUAACUGUACAAAGCAAUUUCUGAAAAAAAAGGCUAGCAAGUCUUACCAAGGUAAGGCAUCUAGGUCUGACUGAAGAUGAGAUAUGCAUCUCCGAAGUCAGCUAUACUAGUUAGUGUGCUUUAGUAGGUGCCCUGGGAUUCUUUUUUACUCAAGAGGCAGGUCUUUUUUUUUUUUUUUUUUGCUUUUAAUCAAGUAUUAUGAGAAUUUGGGAAUAUAUGAGGAAACCCUGUGAAUACCAAGUGCUACCUUGUUAGUACUUGUAAAUAUCCUAACUUUGCUGCAGGAGAAGGCUGACAUUCUUGUUAAUAACAUUCAGAAUUUCAGUAAUUUUAAUUCUGUUUCAAGACAAUUCUGAGAUUUUGUAUUGAUAUUCCUCUGGCAGAUAUUUUGAAAAGCUGGUUUCUUUCUGCAGAAAUUGAGUAAUGUAUAUUAAAUUUUAAUUAAGUUUA
This is a messenger RNA of Meleagris gallopavo (turkey), 4698 nucleotides long. The record is from RefSeq and is a predicted model, not a curated record. Lineage: Eukaryota; Metazoa; Chordata; Aves; Galliformes; Phasianidae.